AUGAGGGAAAAUCUGGACACAGAACUGGAGGUAAAAAAACCUAGAGAAAGUGACUUUAUAUUUCUGUUUGGCGAUGUUCUUUUACUUUUCAAAUUGGAGUCCUUCGGUUUGUUGAAUUUGAACGUUGCGAUUGGCUGUGAGCCUGUGAAGAGGUCAAAGAAAGGAAACGGCCAAUUGCGUAGCAAUGGAAAUGGGUGGGCUCCGGCCACAUUUGUUGUAUUUGAACCGAUUCGAAUUCGGAUUUGCCAAUUGUUGGAGUUACCCGAUCCGUUUCCUUCUCUGCCUAAAACCCCAAAUCCUCAGAAUCACCGAAAAACCCAAAUUACAGCAGUGUCAGUAGUAGGAGGAGCAGCCAUGAAGAAGCUCAUUUUUUCUCAAGGUCGCCGCGACCACCUCUUCAAGGCCUCCUCUCCUUUUCCAUCAUUCCAUAGGUGGCUUUCCUCUGAUUCAAAUCAAUCUGGGUCAAUCCAACCAGUCUCUUAUCAUGUAAAGCCUAAAGACCCAACACCUCCAAACGAAAAUGGAGCUCCUCAAGAACACCACGACCAACAACAAGAAUUUCGUACAAGACCUCGAGAAUUACCUAAUCAGGGACCCUGGACGGGUUUGACGCGGGAGGAAAUCCGAUACGUCAAGGAUGGGCCGUCAAUUUCUCCAGUUUCGUAUCCAGUACGGGUUGCGCCCUUACCGGAGGAUAGGGUUGCUGUUGAAGACGAAGGAAAAAUUGCAGCGGAGGGGGAUGAGAUGGAGAGAGAGAGUAGGAGGAUUGAGGUUGAGAACCGGUCGAAAUGGUUAUUUAGGAUUGUGGAAGAAGAGGAGCAAGUAGCAGCGCCUUUUCCUAAGUUGAUCAAGCCUGAGAAGAAGGAAAAGAAACCUCUUUUUGAUUUGAUGGACGCUCUGAGGCAAGUCAAGGCCAGUGCAAGGACUACCUUUGAUGAGACUGUUGAAGCGCAUGUAAGAUUAGGCAUUGCCAAAUCUCGUUCUGACCUGAUUGUUCGUGGUACCUUGACUCUACCUCAUGGUGGGAAGAAAGCUCUUAGGAUCGCUGUUUUUGCUGAAGGGACAGAUGCAGAUGAUGCCAGAGCUGCGGGAGCUGAUGUUGUUGGUGGUGUUGAACUUAUUGAUGAGAUUUCACGUGCUGGCAAGAUUGAUGUUGAUAAAUGUUUCGCGACCGUUCAAAUGUAUCCCCGUAUAGCGAAGCUAGCAAGGGUCCUUAAUCGUUAUGGACUGAUGCCAGAUUCUAAACAAGGAACUGUUGUCAGUGAUGUUUCGAAGGCUGUAAAAGAUGCAAAAAAGGAUCAAAUUAAAUUUAAAAUGGACAAAACAUCUAUUGUGCAUGUAGGACUUGGAAAGGUGAGUUUCACAGAGGAGUCUUUACGCGAGAAUGUUGGUGCAUUUAUGAAUGCACUUUUACAAGCAAAGCCUGCUGGCUUAAAGAAGACUUCAAAGUAUGCUGGGUAUGUGAACAGCUUCCAUAUAUGCAGCACGAUGGGACCAGGGUUCCCCGUUUCAAUACAGUCAUUAUCCAAAGCUGCAGAUAACUACAGCAAAGUAAACCUCAAGUCUUGACGAUGGUUCCAGCAAAAUUCUGGCUUCUCUGUCUCUCUGUAUCUUCCCUUUAAGCAGUAGCAAUAGUAUAAAGUAAAAACAGUUGGUCAGCAGCUAGUUUUAUUCUAGGAGUAUUAAUCCAUUUUUGCUCUCCUUAUAUUUGUUAUCCGAAGCAAAUGCUAGAGCCUGUUUGUCUUUUUUGAUUUUUGAACACCGAUGUUCUUUAUAAGUGCAAUGCCAAGACUAAUAACCACUGAUUUGCUUGAACAAUCAUGGAAAGUUCAACCAGUUUCCGUUUGUUUCA
Messenger RNA from Jatropha curcas, 1852 nucleotides. RefSeq names its product Ribosomal protein L1p/L10e family. Gene Ontology annotation, cellular component: large ribosomal subunit. Gene Ontology annotation, molecular function: structural constituent of ribosome; RNA binding. NCBI's taxonomy places the organism in Eukaryota, Viridiplantae, Streptophyta, Magnoliopsida, Malpighiales, Euphorbiaceae. The record is from RefSeq and is a predicted model, not a curated record. Gene Ontology annotation, biological process: translation.